Molecule: messenger RNA, 835 nt
Organism: Melanotaenia boesemani (Boeseman's rainbowfish)
Lineage: Eukaryota; Metazoa; Chordata; Actinopteri; Atheriniformes; Melanotaeniidae
Exons: 7
Coding region: 130-747 (205 amino acids)
Source: RefSeq, a predicted model, not a curated record
CAGACACAAUAAGAACCAGAGAGACACACUCAGGACCAGCAGCACGUCCUCCAGAACCAGGACCCACCAGGACCCAUCAGGACUCAUCAAAAACCUUUAGGACUGACCACGUCCUCCAGUUUUACCAGGAUGUGGAUAUUUCUGAUGAUCGUCAGCCUGCUGGACCCAAACCAGGCUGUUCCUCUCCCAGAAAAACAUGUCGAACUCCAGCUUCUACUGCAGAACCAACUGGCCCAAACAGCGCUGACUCCCACUCCUGGCGUCAUUCAGCAGAUAGCAUCUUCCUCCUCAUCUUCCUCCUCCUCCUCUUCAUCAUCGGUGUCCUCAGAGUCCAGCCAAAGUUUAGAGGCUCUUCAGAUGCUGCAAGACCAGAACCUGGAAAACCUGGAGAACCUGGAAAACCUGGAGAACGCGGCUGUUGAGGAGGAGGAUGUGUCGCCGGAGAGCUUGGAGCUCCGCGUGUCUCCCAGUAACACCAGCAGCAGCCUGAGGUUCAGGGAACUGGUUUCACUGGGACAGAGAACGGUCCACCAGGAAGGACGAGACGAGGAUGCGGCUACGCUGCAGGCUGAAAUGGCAGAAGGGGGCGUGGCUGCAGCUAAGGUGGGAGGGGCCACAGGAGAGGACAAAGACGACAAAAACGAGCUGCAUCAAAUGUCGGAUGACAGCAUGGAGGGACCCAAGGAGUUGAUGCUUCAGCUACCUGGUUACCAUGGCAACGACGUGGAGUUAGAGCUGGGGUUAUAACGGAGGCCACGCCCCUUUCCUGAUCAUGUUCAUUACUGAAUUCUUUUAAAGAAACUGGUGAACUUUUUGUAUUUUACACGUUAAUAAA